Messenger RNA from Durio zibethinus, 1496 nucleotides. RefSeq names its product agamous-like MADS-box protein MADS4. Gene Ontology annotation, cellular component: nucleus. Gene Ontology annotation, biological process: positive regulation of transcription by RNA polymerase II. The record is from RefSeq and is a predicted model, not a curated record. NCBI's taxonomy places the organism in Eukaryota, Viridiplantae, Streptophyta, Magnoliopsida, Malvales, Malvaceae. Gene Ontology annotation, molecular function: RNA polymerase II transcription regulatory region sequence-specific DNA binding; protein dimerization activity; DNA-binding transcription factor activity.
CGUUCAAGCUUUCAUUAGAUCGUGUUUUCCUUCAAUUUUUGCUGUUAAUCACCAUAAAUCAUGGUUAUUAAUUUCUUAGUGGCUGUUCCUUGGAGAUCAGUAAAUUUUGUGUUGAGCAAUUCGGAUAGAUGUUUUGAUUGUGAAAAGUGAAACAUUUUUGAAAAGCAAAACAGAAAAGGAACCAAUGGAUCGUAGUUAAAUGGCUUAAUGCUCUAUCUUCUGAUCCAUACGAGCAGUUUCAGAUGUCACUAAUCAGUAAUCAAUCAAGCAGCGAAGACAAAUCAGAUAUUUUACAGUGUCGUAUUUCUAUUUAUUCGGAUGAGUCUUUUCUUUCAUAUACAAAAACGAACUUCCUUGUUUCCGGAGGAUUAUGUCUGCUUCUCUCUCUAAUUUCUGGGAAUUAUUUCAAUGAUCAGUUAAAAGUAGAUGGAGACAUCUCCAUGAAUGCGUCUGAGUUUCUAGGGUUUCGAUUUUCCCAAAGCUGCUUCCCAGGUUAGGGUUUCAACUUUCAAUUCUUUAACCCCCUCUCUCUCUCUCUCUCAUCCAUAACACCCACAGUUUCCCCAAUCUGAAUCCGUAAGAAAAAUUGACCCGAUCCGCCCGUUUUAGUAUGCAAUGGUGUAAAACUUCAGGACAUUUGUUUGGUAUACUUUACCUAUUUGAGCAUGAUCAAAACACUGGAGAGGUACCAGAAGUGCAACUAUGGAGCUCCAGAGACAAAUGUUUCAACUAGGGAGGCUCUGGAGAUAAGCAGUCAGCAGGAAUAUCUGAAGCUUAAAGCACGUUACGAAGCCCUACAGAGGUCCCAAAGGAAUUUACUAGGAGAAGACCUAGGCCCUCUAAGCAGCAAAGAGCUUGAGUCGCUUGAGAGGCAGCUUGAUUCAUCAUUGAAGCAGAUCAGAUCAACGCGGACCCAAUACAUGCUGGAUCAGCUCACUGAUCUCCAACGAAAGGAACAUCUGCUUAAUGAAGCCAAUAAGACCCUAAAACAAAGGUUGAUGGAAGGCUACCAAGUAAAUUCACUGCAGUUGAAUCCAAAUGCAGAAGAUGUCGGCUAUGGCCGACAACCAGCUCAUCAGCCUCAGGGUGAUGGCUUCUUUCAUCCAUUGGAGUGUGAGCCAACAUUACAAAUUGGAUAUCAGCAUGAUCCCAUAUCAGUCGUCACCGCUGGCCCAAGUGUGAAUAAUUAUAUGACAGGAUGGUUACCAUGAUAUACAUAAGAAGAGAGCAUGGGCAGAUCAUUCAUGUAUGGUAUGCAUUCCCUCAUAAGAAUCUGUUCGUAUGUUAUUUGAUGAAACAAAAUAUGUGUAAUGGCAUGGAUUUAAUAUUAUAAGUUUGUUGUGUCUUUAAUUAGGAUGCACUGUAACUUCUUGUAUGAGUGCUCAAGCACUGCGCAUCUUUCUUUGAGCAGUUUAAUUUGUUUGAAAUAAUGUCUUGUUUGCUUUGUAAGAGGAUUCAAACUGUGUUUUUGCUUAAUUUGUUUUUGCAUCAACAAA